AUGUUCAUUAUUAUAAAAAUUACUAAUAUUUAUUUUCUUUUAUUUAUUUUAAUUAAUUUUUUUAUUAAUAAAAUUAAUUUAUCAAAUGGAGAUAUUUCUCCAUAUUUUAAUUAUUGUAUAUUUAAAUGUAAAGAUUUAUUUAAUUGUCCAGAAUUUAAAUAUUCUCAAUUUACUUGGUGGGCUAAUGAAAAAUGUUUUAAAUGUAGACAAAAAUGUAUUUGGAAUACUGUUGAACAUUUUAGAAUUUCAAAAAAACAAAUUCCAAAAUUUAAUGGGAAAUGGCCUUUUACUCCAAUUAAAAUUAAAAUUGGAAAUAUUUAUUUAGCCAAUAUACAAGAACCUGCUUCCACUUUCUUUUCACUUUUAAAUGCUUUUUCCUUUUGGAAAAUGAAACAAAAAAUUAAAAGGAAAAUAAAAAAUAAUUGGAAACAUUUAAAUAAAUGGGUGGGAUUUGGAAAUAUUGGAAUAAUUACUUGGUGGUUAUUUUGUUUGGAAUUAAAUAAAAUUUAA
Messenger RNA from Meloidogyne enterolobii, 510 nucleotides. The record is from the annotation of a GenBank genome assembly. NCBI's taxonomy places the organism in Eukaryota, Metazoa, Nematoda, Chromadorea, Rhabditida, Meloidogynidae.